Messenger RNA from Oppia nitens, 756 nucleotides. RefSeq lists its product as uncharacterized. The record is from RefSeq and is a predicted model, not a curated record. Lineage: Eukaryota; Metazoa; Arthropoda; Arachnida; Sarcoptiformes; Oppiidae. The transcript has 4 exons. Bases 1 to 756 code for a protein of 251 amino acids.
AUGGAGGCCAAAGUUAAAAAAAAAUUAGUAAUUAUUACUGAAGUUGAUGGUCACGGAAGACUCAUUGAUCCGGCCUCGAGAUCCAGUGCCUGGAGGUUUGGCUUCAAAACUGAGAUCAACUAUAAUGAUAAUCAACUAUUUUGUGGUGGUUUUACCACUCAUUGGAAUGUCAAUAAAGGAAAGUGUGGUGUUUGUGGUGAUCCCUAUAAUGGCCAAAGAGAUAAUGAAGUGCCGAACGGCAAAUAUGCCAAACAGUUGGUCAUUACCCGUACCUAUAGGUCGGGUGACACAAUUGACGUCAAAAUCCAGAUCACUACCAAUCACAGGGGUUUCUUCGAGUUUGGCUUAUGUCCGGCGCUCAGUAAGACUGUCGAAGUUAGUCAACAAUGUCUGGACAAAUACCGGCCUCGGGUACUAAACUCACAGACAUCGGACAAAUAUAUUGUGCCAACAAAUCGGGCCGAAACCUAUCGGAUACGAUUGAAACUGCCCGACGGUCUUGUAUGCGAUCGAUGUGUAUUUCAAUGGAGUUAUACGGCCGGCAAUAAUUGGGGUGUCUGUGCCAACGGUACCGGUGCUGUCGGGUGCGGACCACAAGAAACGUUUCGCGGCUGUGCCGAUGUCCGCAUUGUUGGUCGUCCGAAAAUCUUCGGGAACAAUAUGUUUGCCAUCGUUUGUCUGAUAACAGGUGACAUAUUCUUCUCCGCGAUUGAAGACAAACUCAUAGACAAUCCUUUCUUCCUUAACAUUUGUUGA